UAUUGUUCGCUUUUUUUGCAGUACGGCCAGCGUGUGCCAACGGCAGCUUCACCGAGCAACACCAAUUCGAGCAGCUCCUCGAACACCGGCUCCCAGAGCGGCACACUGAGCACCAGCCUGAGCAACACGACGAACACCAACACGAACAUGGGUCCCAACGGCACCGUUCAGAAUCAGAACCAACAGGGCGGCGAGCAGUUGUCGAAGACAAAUCUCUAUAUACGCGGACUGCAGCAAGGCACAACCGACAAGGAUCUAGUUAAUAUGUGUGCACAAUACGGAACCAUUAUAUCAACCAAGGCGAUUUUAGAUAAAACAACAAACAAAUGUUACGGCUUCGUCGACUUCGAGCAGCCAGCCUUCGCCGAGUGCGCCGUCAAGGGACUGCAGGGGAAGGGCGUGCAAGCUCAGAUGGCCAAAGUGGGUAUCUGGGUGCUUCAUAGGCCGGCCAUUCAACAGGAACAGGAUCCCACAAAUUUGUAUAUUGCAAAUUUGCCGCCCCACUUCAAAGAAACUGAUCUGGAGGCAAUGCUAUCGAAAUACGGACAAGUUGUUUCGACCAGAAUAUUGCGUGAUCAGCAGAUGAACUCAAAGGGCGUUGGCUUUGCCCGCAUGGAGAGCCGCGAAAAGUGCGAGCAAAUCAUUCAGAUGUUCAAUGGUAACACAAUACCGGGUGCCAAAGAUCCACUAUUGGUGAAGUUCGCCGAUGGCGGACCCAAAAAGAAGAAUCUCUUCAAGACCCCCGACCCGAAUGCCCGUGCGUGGCGCGAUGUCUCCGCCGAGGGCAUACCCGUCACCUAUGACCCGAGCAUGCAGCAGAACGGUGUCAGCGUCAAUGUGGGCACUCCCAUCGGUGUGCCGUAUUCGCGUUUCGGUGCCCCCCAGGUGGGUGGCUAUCCAGUGGCUGGGUCCCAGUGGAUACCCGGCUACAUGAUGACCCAACCGCUCGCUCAGGUAGACGAUCAGAAUAUUCCGUCUCUCUUUUUGCAGUACAUGCAAAUGGCUGCCGCUCCGCAGUUGGGCGUCACCUCAUACAAGCCGGAGGCCGUCAAUCAGGUGCAACCACGCGGCAUUUCGAUGAUGGUCAGUGGCGACACGGCCGUGCCAUAUGGAACUAUGAUGCCACAGUUGGCCACCCUGCAGAUUGGCAACUCUAACUUUUCUCCAUCGUUACAGUAUAUUAGUCCAACUUAUCCAUAUUAUGCACCACAACCAACUAUUAUACCAACAAUGCCAAUGACAGAUUCCGAACAGGCUAGCACAGCUGCAUCACCCGACGAGGCAUACACACAGUAUCCACAUCAAGCCGCUCCCAAAUAG
Molecule: messenger RNA, 1320 nt
Organism: Drosophila persimilis
Lineage: Eukaryota; Metazoa; Arthropoda; Insecta; Diptera; Drosophilidae
Product: protein alan shepard
Exons: 7
Coding region: 148-1320 (390 amino acids)
Cellular component (GO): ribonucleoprotein complex; nucleus; cytosol
Molecular function (GO): poly(A) binding; poly(U) RNA binding; mRNA 3'-UTR binding
Source: RefSeq, a predicted model, not a curated record